Messenger RNA from Galeopterus variegatus (Sunda flying lemur), 834 nucleotides. It is a transcript of the gene NCR3LG1, whose product is annotated as natural killer cell cytotoxicity receptor 3 ligand 1. The record is from RefSeq and is a predicted model, not a curated record. The transcript has 6 exons. Lineage: Eukaryota; Metazoa; Chordata; Mammalia; Dermoptera; Cynocephalidae.
AUGGCAAGGAGGACUCAGAUUGUGACCCUGAAUGACAGUGUCACCAUCUUCUGCAGUAUCUCUGUUACCCCACUACUGGGCAUCAAGAUUAUGGGUAUCACCUGGUUUCAGAAGAGCCAGGUGACUGGAAUAGAGAUCAAGCUAUUUGAGUUUUUUGUAGAUCACCAACUGGCAUUCCGACAUGGAGCCUUUGUGUCUCCAUGGAGGCUGGAGAGGGGGGAUGCCUCACUGUAGCUGUGUGGGGUCCAGCUGGAGGAAGCAGGAGAAUAUCCAUGUGAGGUGGUGGUCAUCCCUCAGAAGACAGAGGGAAAGGUCUGGCUAGAAGUUGUGACUUACCCAGCUGGCAGAUUGUUUCCAGGGCAGGCCAUGGUGAAAGUUAACGAAGAGAGACAUAUUGUGUGUAAGUCAAGUGGGUUCUACCCAGAAGCCGUUAACAUAAUCUUCCACCUUAUGUUUGGAAAUGGCUUCUCCAUCUCCAACCGUGAUAUUUCAGCCAUUCUGCAGAAAGGCGUCAUCACUGAUCCCACCAACAAGAAUGAGGAUGACAUGUUUAAUGUCACUGGCUCCUUGAAACUGAAGCCUUCUCUGGAAGACAGUGGGGCCAUCUACCAGUGUGUGGUUCCUCAUUACCUAAAAAUUUCUGAGGGCGUCAUCACUGAUCCCACCAACAAGAAUGAGGAUGACAUGUUUAAUGUCACUGGCUCCUUGAAGCUGAAGCCUUCUCUGGAAGACAGUGGGGCCAUCUACCAGUGUGUGGUACGGCACAUAUCCUUGUCCACCUCUCUGAGGUUCACCUGCACCCUGACUGUGAGAGCUCUUUUCAAGUUGCAGUAG